AUGUUACACAGCAAUGUUGAGCAUCACUGUUGUGCGCGAAGACGGUGUCACGUGUACAUUGAAGGCAAUUGCCCAUCCCACUCUAAUCAUACGAAGUUCAUAACAUUUAGGUAGUCGAAGUGGGAUUGUACAUAAGUACGAUGAUAACCACAUAAUCGGUUCACCGUCAGUCGGCCGCGCACGUCCCACGCUGUCAUGUGUAUAUCGAUACCACGAUUUUCUAUAGAAGCCACGUUCACUGUAGUAUCACUUGAGUGCGCAUGCGGACUAGAAAAUAGUUUCGAAAAAAGGCCAGAGUUUCAUCGUUGUAAAAGUACUCUGUGCGUUAGCCUUUCCAAUUUUUGCGUGGUUCGGUUCGAUUCGCCUGACAUUUGACGUUUAACGGAUUGAUGCAUAUAUAAACAUUCAUCCAAGAUGUCAGACAUUGAAGAAGAUGAGUUCCAAGAUGCCCAGGAAACCAUACCAGAGCCUACUUCCAUGGAUUUGGAUACAGCGAUAAUGGAAGCAAAGAAAGCAAUUAAUUGUUUUUUUAACAAUGAUUUUGACAAAGCAAAAAAAAUUAUGGAGCCAUGGGCAGCUAGUAGUAUAUAUCAUUCGCUAGGAACAAGUGUUUUUGCUUUUCUUGAGGCAAUUUUAACAUUUGAACAAGAAUAUGUUGCAAAAGCAGCUGCAGCAGUAAAACAGUGCAUGAGUCUUUGCUCAAAGCAACGCAAACACGUUACAUUGACUCAAAAUAUUGGAAAAAUGGUCAAGAAAACUAAUUAUGAUGUCUACACAAUUGAGGAAGUGCAUGCGGAACUAUGUUAUGCCGAGUCACUCCUUUUAAAGUCGAUGCUCACGUUUGUGGAGGACGAAACUUUGGUCAGCUUUGUCAAAGCUGGAUUGAAAAUUCGUGCCUGCUUUCUGUCAUAUAAGGAAUGUCUAACAAUUUUGAAUAAUCGCAAAUGGGAAAACGAUGUUCACAAAGUUCAUUUUGAAAGCGGUGUUCGCACAGGAAUCGGAGCGUUUAAUUUGAUGAUCUCAUUGUUACCGGCAAGAAUUAUCAAACUAUUAGAGUUCAUAGGCUUCUCUGGCGAUAAGGAAUAUGGUUUAUCGGAGUUGGACGCAGGAUAUAGGGAAAGAAGAGGAUUACGGCACGUGUUGUGCGCAAUGAUUCUCUUAUCUUACAAUUUACUAGUAUCUAUUUUCCUAAGUAAUACAGAUGGUGAUCUAGACUGGUGUGAAAAAGCGUUGGAAGAGGAGUUAAGUCUUUAUCCAAACGGUGUAUGGUUUUUGUUUUUCAAGGGCAGAUUAGAACUGAUAAGAGGAAAUUUUGAAACUGCAAUAGAAUGGUAUACGAGAUCGUGGAAGAGUCAAGAUUUAUGGCCUCAGUUUCAUCACCUUUGUUUUUGGGAGUUGAUGUGGGCGCAUUGUUCGCUGGAACAAUGGGACGAGGCUGCUACGUUCGCCAACUGUUUAGUUAAGGAAUCACAUUGGUCACGUACUGUUUAUUUAUAUCAAAAGGCAGCAAUACUUCUCAUGCAAAAGCCAUCGUCGCAAAGCGAGAAGAAACAGUUAAUCGAUGUGUUGAUGAUGCAAGCGCCUACGUUCAAGCAACGCAUAGCAGGCAAAUCGUUGCCAAUGGAAAAGUUCGUUAUUAAAAAGACGGAACGUUAUUUUGCUCAGAAAGAUAAACUAGUUCUUCCUGUAUUCGAACUAAUGUACGUGUGGAAUUUGUUCCGAACAAUCGGCAAACGACAAGAUUUAACAUUAAACAUAUUCAAGCAAAUCGAGGAAGCGGAGAGAGAACUUAAGAAUAUCCCAAAAACUGAAUUUCACGGAGACAACGAAGCUCUUCUGUUGCUUUUAAAGGGCGCCUGUUUGCGCCAAUUAAAACGUCCUUUAUUUGCCGAGGAUUGUUUAACUCGUGCACUUGCUUUAGAAAAAUCAAUUAGAGAAGAUACUUAUAUAAUUCCUUUUGCAACAGUAGAAUUAGCUUUGUUGGCGAAAGACCAAGGAAACAUUCCACUUGCUAUUGAGUUUUUGGAGGAUGCUAAAAAAAAUUAUACCGGAUACCUUCUUGAAUCCAGAUUACAUUUUAGGAUUCAUUCUGAUUUACUGAAUUUCGGAAAAGAAGGUUGAUGAUCUCGCAGUAUAAUGACAUCCGAAAUUUUUUUAACAAAUUUAUUACUGCCAAUAGAUUCACUAUUGCAGAUUUAUGCACUGACGAUUUUCUUAAAUAAUCUUUUUUAUGAGGGAGAUUGUUAUAUAGUUCUUAAAUGUUUCAUUCAAAAUAAUUAAUUUAUUUUCUGUAUUACUUAUAGUACAGUAUACAUAUAUAGUGUAUCUUUUUUGUUACGUUUUUUGUAUGUAAAUUACUGUUUCUAAUGAUUAACAUAAUUUUGUUAACUAUUACGCAUAUACCUAGAGCACAUGUCACAAAUAGUUCGAAUGGUCUAAAGAAAGAUAUAGAAUUAAAUUAUUUUUUAAAUUUAAAUUAUUUUUCCUAUAAAAGAAUUUUAAUAAACAUUUAUAGACACCAAUUCGAUUGGUGUUAGUGGAAAUCUAAUAUAUGUGUCGAUUAUUUGUGCACGUCUGCACAAUUACUGACACUAAUGUUGUAUUUACACUGUUUAAUAAAUUGUAAAUGACACAUGAACAAAAAAUGUGAAAUGGGAAUAAACAAAUGAUUUAUUAAUAAA
Messenger RNA from Megalopta genalis, 2681 nucleotides. Its product is annotated as tetratricopeptide repeat protein 39B. Gene Ontology annotation, molecular function: protein binding. NCBI's taxonomy places the organism in Eukaryota, Metazoa, Arthropoda, Insecta, Hymenoptera, Halictidae. The record is from RefSeq and is a predicted model, not a curated record.